CCCCCCUCCCUUCCUUGCCCAACACACCGUUUAUUCACGCAAGAAGAGCACUGUUCAUUCUCUUCUCUCUAAACUCGCUUCCCAUGGAUGAUUUGAUCAUCCCUCCUUCUUCCUCGUCUUCUCUUCUCUCUCUCCCCCGAGAUGCCCAACCCUCCCUUCAGCAAAAGCUCCAAUUCCUUCUCAACAGUCAGCCUCAUUGGUGGGUCUACGCCAUUUUCUGGCAGAUUUCCAACGACGACGUCAAUGGCAAUCUCCUCCUCUCCUGGGCUGAAGGCCAUUUCAAUGGCACCAAGGACACCUCCCCUCGUCUCUCCAGUUCCGGCGCCACUCCUUCCGCCGCUCCCCAUUACACAGGCCUUCAUUCUGACAGAACACGCCUCAUGAACAACAUUCACUCUCUCGUCGGCGAUAAUUCCCCCAAUAUCGCUAACAUUUGCAGCGACCUCCACGAUACCGAGUGGUUCUACGUCAUGUCCUUGACUCGCACCUUCUCUGUCGCCUCCUCUGCUUCUCUCCCCGGCAAGGCCUUCACUUCCGGUUCUCUGCUCUGGCUCAACAGUGACCACGACCUUCAAUUCUGCAACUGUGAGAGAGCCAAGGAGGCUUACUUGCACGGAAUUGAGACACUGGUCUGUAUACCCACCGAUCACGGAGUCAUCGAAAUGGGCUCCUCCGAUCUCAUCCCGGAAAACUGGGCUCUCGCACAGCAGGCCAAAGCUCUGUUCGCGUCUGAUCUCAUCACCAAGCAACCCAACAACAACAGCCUGAUUCAGUUCUUCGAUGAUCAGAACAUUUCCUUCGCCGAUAUCGGCAUUAUAGCCGGCAUACAAGAAGAAGAGGACAAUUCCAACGUGCCCGACCGCAAUAACAGCGCAAGGAAUAAUAACAGCAGGAAGAAGACGGAACAGAGGAACAAGGCCAAUUCGGGAUUCAAGUUCGGGUUUGCGGAUUCGGAGCAUUCCGAUUCGGACUGUAAUCCUUCCAUAGAAAAAAGAACCCCAAAGAAGAGAGGGAGAAAACCCGGUCUGGGCCGCGAAACGCCGCUGAAUCACGUGGAGGCAGAGCGGCAGCGACGGGAGAAGCUGAACCACCGGUUCUAUGCGCUACGCGCGGUGGUUCCGAACGUGUCCAGAAUGGACAAGGCUUCUCUGCUAUCGGACGCGGUGGACUACAUCAACGAGCUGAAAUCGAAGAUCGAGGACCUGGAGUCGCAGGUUCAGAAAGAAACGACCAACAACAAUAACAGCAAAAGAGUGAAAACGGAAAUGGCGGACACAAGCACUACUGCAGACAACCAGAGUGCGACGACUUCAACGGUGGAGCAAACGACGACGACGACGUCGGGAGGUGGGAACGCGACAGGGAUGGAGGUGGAGGUGAGGAUGAUGGGACCGGAGGCAAUGGUGAGGGUCCAAUCGGAGAAGACGAACCACCCGGGGGCGAGGCUAAUGGGAGCGCUGAGAGACCUGGAGCUGGGGGUUCACCAUGCGAGCAUGUCGUGCGUGAAUGAGCUCAUGCUGCAAGACGUGGUGGUGAAGAUUCCUGAAGACUUGAGAAACGAAGACGCUCUCAAAUCUGCCAUUCUGGGGCGUCUGGCUCCCUAGAAAUUCAGCCUUCAUCAUCACUCAAUAUUCACCACUAGUACUAGAUCUCUCCUCUAGUUACAGUAAUGCGCAUAAUAUUGUUUACCACAAAUAUAUGAGUACGUACUUCUCUUUGCCGUGUUCAGGUAUGGUUUUUUAGGAAUAUUAUAGUCGGUUUCUUUCUUUUGUGGUUUAUGUGAUGGAUUGGUUUCGUAUUCAUUGUACAUAACUCUUCUGGAUAUUAAAAUGCAUGUAUAUGAUCAUAUAGUUCUAAUGAUCCCGAACUCUUUCGCUCAACUGAUGUUUAGCACCUUA
Molecule: messenger RNA, 1898 nt
Organism: Neltuma alba
Lineage: Eukaryota; Viridiplantae; Streptophyta; Magnoliopsida; Fabales; Fabaceae
Product: transcription factor MYC3-like
Exons: 1
Coding region: 84-1604 (506 amino acids)
Biological process (GO): regulation of DNA-templated transcription
Cellular component (GO): nucleus
Molecular function (GO): transcription cis-regulatory region binding; DNA-binding transcription factor activity; protein dimerization activity
Source: RefSeq, a predicted model, not a curated record